Hevea brasiliensis (rubber tree) is the source of this 1763-nucleotide messenger RNA. RefSeq names its product RING-H2 finger protein ATL74. Gene Ontology annotation, molecular function: transferase activity. The coding region runs from base 786 to 1382 and encodes 198 amino acids. Gene Ontology annotation, biological process: protein ubiquitination. Lineage: Eukaryota; Viridiplantae; Streptophyta; Magnoliopsida; Malpighiales; Euphorbiaceae. The record is from RefSeq and is a predicted model, not a curated record. The transcript has a single exon.
UCUCAACAAUAAUGAAGACACCAAACACAGUAUCUUUCUUUCAUUUGGUAUCUUUUUUUUUUCUCAUAUGUAUUCUAGUGUCCUUUGCCACAUCCAAAUACUACACCCACUUUUAACCACUCUGCUAUUAUACUUUUUCACAACUAUUAAGCCAUCCCUCAUCUCUUCUUCUGCAGAGAAUUAGCACCCACAUUAUAAUUCUUUUAAUCCAAUCAUCCUUCUGGGUUGGAGAGCUUAAUUACAAGCCUUAAAAGCUCAUUCUUUUUCUUGAAUUGGGUUUAAAGGUUCUUACUUGCUGCUAUUCAACUUUCUUUCUUUCCCUUUUUUAGUGCUCAGAAGGAUGCUUUUUUUGAUGUCCUUUGCUCCAUAACUAAAAGGUUCAUCUCUUUGCUCCUUAACUAAAAGGUUCAUCUCUCUCUUUAUCCCGGCCUAAAAGCAGAUCAACAAGAACCAGAAGCUAGAAACCACAAAGGUAACACUUUUCUGCUUCCCCUUUCUUGAAGCAUCAAAACCCAUCAAUCCUCUUAGUCUUUAGAAAGAAAUCCUCCAUUGCAAGCCCUUGCUUAGAAAUCCGACACCAAAAGAAGCUGCUUGAGCUUAGAUAGAAUGAACUCUUUGCUUUCAAUUUCCUUCGUGGUUCGAUUUGAUGCUAAGAAGCCUUGAAGCAAUGAAAUCUCCAGCCCAUUUGCAUAAGUUCAUUGAAGAAACUCUAAACAAGUUACACAAGACCAAGGGGGUACUCUAGUACUUGUCAAAUAUACGCAGAUUCAAAACAUUUUGCAGGAAUGAUAACUCUUCCUCACCGUCCUCAUCGGCUGCUUCUGGAUGCAGAAUCAAGUACACCACCACCAGCAAAUGGAAGCAGAAGUCGCAACACCUACACAAACGAGGCCAAUUUUGACACCAACAUGGUGAUCAUUCUAGCAGCUCUGCUCUGUGCAUUAAUAUGUGCGCUUGGACUAAACUCAAUAGUACGGUGUGCCUUAAGAUGCAGCAGAAGGUUUGCUUUUGAAACUCCUGAUGAAGCUGCAGCUCGUUUAGCAGCAACAGGGCUUAAAAAAAGUGCAUUGCGACAGAUCCCUGUGGUCAUAUAUGGGGCUGCAGGGAUUCACAUCAUAGCCACAGAUUGUGCAAUUUGCCUUGGAGAGUUCAUGGAUGGUGAGAGAGUGAGAGUUUUGCCAAAAUGUAGUCAUGGUUUUCAUGUAAGGUGUAUAGACCCAUGGUUGGGAUCACACUCCUCCUGUCCAACUUGUCGACAGUCAUUGCUGGAGCAACCAGCAACAAGUUCUGAUGGUGCAGAAGCUGAUGUUGGGAUCAGAAUUCAUGGAAAUGGAGCAGCAGUUCAAAGUGAUGCGGCUAUGGCUGCAGAUGAGGUAGGUUGAUCUUUCAUUUUUUAACACCAAAGUAAAGGAAGAAGGAGGGGGAAGGGUUCUUCUUCAUUCGUAAUGUAUACAUUAUUCUUGAAAUGUUGAGUUGGUUGAUGUAAUUAUGAGUACAUAGAGGGAAAUAUAUUUGGCUGAAGUGAAGCUUCAGCUAAGGAAUCAUUCUGUGGAGUGGAGGUUUAUGAGGGAAAUCUUUGUUUGUACAUGUUUAGUGGGUGAGAAAAUGAUCCUUAAUUAAUUAGGAGGUUUGUUGUUUGCUUUUGUCUUAAAAUUCAAUGGAACUUCUAUCAGAAAGAAUUUACAAAAAUUAUCUCCAACUUGUUUCUGCCAUUUUCUGAUAAGGGGCUUUAUAAUGUAUAAAUCCAGUUUUUGUUUUUGUUA